AUGGCAGCAAUCAAUGCCACCCUGCCAGCAGCCGCCAUUCACAUCUCAGCUUCACUUCGGUGCGACGCGGUUUUCCAUCCGCGCCGCGUAUACCCUGACGUCUCCCUUCCGAGGACGCGCCUCGUUGCGAGGACCUCCCGUAGUUCGUCCGUCGCCGCAUCAUCUCCCUCGGAUUCAGGCCCCUCCUCCCCUCCCACUCUUCCCGAGCCACUCGUUCCUCUCGGCCAAUCAGAGCUGCGCGUGUCAGCGCUGGGAAUUGGCACGCUCCAAUGGGGCGAUCCGCGCUCGGGCUUCGGUGAACAGUACUGCGCUGCUGACCUGGCAGAGGCCUUCCGGGCGGUGCUGGCGGGCGGCAUCAACCUGUUUGAUUCUGCAGAGGUCUACGGAUACCAAAGCAUCCCAACCGGCAACUCCUCCGAGCAGCUUCUGGGAAGGUUCGUGGCGGAGGAGAAAGCAAGGAGGCUCAAGGAGGGAAGCGACAGCUCACAGUCACCGGCGCCUGUGGUAGCCUCCAAAUUCUUCACCAUCCCAUGGACCAACCUGCUCGUGGGUGGCGGGCUGCGAUUCGGCCGGCAGUCGCUGAUAGAUGCUCUCAGGGCGAGCCUGCAGCGGCUCGGCAUGGAGCGAGUUGAUCUUUACCAGAUCCACUUCCCCUUCCCCACCAUCAGCAAUGCCACCCUAAUGGACGGGCUAAAGCAGGCGCAUGCAGAGGGGCUGGCCACGGCUGUUGGCGUGUCCAACUACAACACACAGCAGUUGCAAGAGGCGCAUUCUCUUCUCGAAGCAGCAAACAUCCCGCUUGCCUCAAACCAAGUCAAGUUCAACCUGUUGGACCGAGGCACAGAGACCAGCGGCCUGCUGCACGCAUGCAAGGACCUGCAAGUGUCGCUCAUAGCCUACUCGCCCCUGGCAUCGGGCCUGCUCACAGACAAGGCGCUCACACGCACAGACAAGGACGCUGUGAAGGUGCGCCCGCUGCUGCAGCUGAUGAAGGCGAUUGGAGAGGAGAAUGGCGGCAAGAGCGUUUCUCAGGUGGCUCUUAACUACAUCAUGUGCAAGGGUGCCAUUCCCAUCCCCGGGUGCAAGACAGCCGCGCACGCUACAAGCCACCUGGGUAGCAUGGGCUGGCGCCUCACACCAGAGCAUGUGUUGGCACUGGAAGAGAAGGCUGGGCAAGUGAGGUGA
Molecule: messenger RNA, 1185 nt
Organism: Closterium sp. Yama58-4
Lineage: Eukaryota; Viridiplantae; Streptophyta; Zygnematophyceae; Desmidiales; Closteriaceae
Source: the annotation of a GenBank genome assembly